AAUUACUGUUGAUGAGCGACUCUCGCUCUGCUUGGAGAGCUCAGAGUCAUCAUGACGCGAGCCGGACCGCCUAGUGAAAAUCUUCCAACUAUUUAGAUUAUCAGAUGACUAUAUUCAGGGACAGUGAUAGUGUAAAGUUAGUUGUUGUUGGCGAUGGUGGCGUUGGAAAGAGUGCAAUCACAAUCCAAUUCUUCCAAAAAUUGUUUGUAACAGACUAUGAUCCCACCAUUGAGGAUUCUUAUAUACAACAUACGGAGGUGGAUGGUCAAUGGUGCAUACUUGAUGUACUGGACACAGCUGGUCAAGAAGAGUUUAGUGCUAUGCGGGAACAGUAUAUGCGAAAAGGAGAUGGUUUCCUGCUGGUGUACUCCGUAACUGAUAAGCAGAGCUUUGAAAACAUCCGGCAUUUCCACACCCAGAUCCUCAGAGUUAAGGACCGGGAGACAUAUCCAAUGCUGAUCGCUGCCAAUAAGGUGGAUUUAGUCCAUUCGCGUGUAGUAAGCGAAGAGGCAGGUCGCGAUAUGGCGAGACAUCUCAACGCGCCCUACAUCGAGACCAGCGCUAAAGAGCCGCCGCUUAACAUUGAUGCUGCAUUCCAUGAGCUCGUUCGUAUCAUCCGGAACCAUCCGCAGCAGGAGGAGAAACAACGUCGCCGAAGGAAGUUUUUCACUAAAUGCCAAAUACUUUAGGAACAACUUAGUCUAAAGAUAACAACACAAGAACCAAAUACACCAAUAAAAUUAUUUAUUUGAUAUGAACAUGUUCUAAAUGCAACAGAUACUGGAAAGAAAACAGAACAGAAUGUGCAAUAUCCAAAAUUGUUACAAUAUUUGCUGUUAAAGUGAAAAUAUCUUUCAAUUUAUCAUCGGUUCAUUUUCAAAUUGUGGUCAAGACAUGUUAAAGAUUAUUUUUAUGACUUAGAUUUAAGUUACAGUAUUAUCUAUUAAUUUCUAUGUAUAAAGAUUUAUGUCCAAAGAGUAUAUGCUAAAGAAAAGUUAUUGUGGCUUGUUGAAUGUUAUAAUUUUAUUUAUUUAAAUUAACAUAACUGUUACGCCCCAGAGGCGCCUCGAUUACUCACUCAUAGAAUAUACUAGAUCUGAUUAUGUAAAAAAAUGCUGAGAGCAUAAACUAUAUUUUCUUAGAAAUAAGUAAUGUUCAAACCAAAGAUACUCCUAGAGCCUAAAACAACCCCACUACGCAUGAGAUGCACAGAUUUACGUUUUUGUUUAUGUUUAUGUAUUCAUAGACAUUAGGGUUGACUUGACAAUUGUCUCGUUUGCACACAUUGAGUAUGCAUAAAUAUUAUAUUAUAUAAUUAGUAAAGCACAAAUGGAUUUUCGCUAUUAUAAGUUUAAAUUAUAAGUUGAAUUAUUAGUUAGCCAUUUUGUUUGUUUACAUAGACAAAUCUCUAGAUGGCGCUUUGAGAAAUAAUGUUUCAUUUAUUAAAUAAUUUAAUAUUAUGCUUUACUUUGGGAAAAUUUUAACAUUGUUAGAAACCUUGGGUACACUGACGCCUACAUUGCUGCCAGAGAAAAUACCAAAGCAUUUAUAUAUAGUUUAAACGAACAAUUAUUGUGUGUUAGCAUUCUAUAUAUACUUUUAAUUUAUUGUUAUCACAUCUAUGUUGAAAUAUACUUUUCUUCAUUUA
Molecule: messenger RNA, 1648 nt
Organism: Pieris rapae (cabbage white)
Lineage: Eukaryota; Metazoa; Arthropoda; Insecta; Lepidoptera; Pieridae
Product: ras-related protein M-Ras
Exons: 6
Coding region: 105-689 (194 amino acids)
Biological process (GO): signal transduction
Cellular component (GO): plasma membrane
Molecular function (GO): GTP binding; GTPase activity; GDP binding
Source: RefSeq, a predicted model, not a curated record